Molecule: messenger RNA, 10383 nt
Organism: Hyla sarda
Lineage: Eukaryota; Metazoa; Chordata; Amphibia; Anura; Hylidae
Gene: AGRN
Product: agrin
Exons: 39
Coding region: 758-6784 (2008 amino acids)
Biological process (GO): receptor clustering; G protein-coupled acetylcholine receptor signaling pathway
Cellular component (GO): membrane
Molecular function (GO): laminin binding; calcium ion binding
Source: RefSeq, a predicted model, not a curated record
ACUGCCGGGGAGUCCGCUAGAAAGAAGAAGCAAGAAGUAUUGACAAGGAACUUUCAUGCUAUAAACAAGAAAGGGACUUUUCGGCUUGGAAUAAGGCCAUGCCUUUUGGAGUACAUGAAGUUUAAGGCUUAAUUCCUCUAUGCUGUGAUCUACCAGCAGUCGGUGGAAAUCUCACUAUCUCAUCUGGGAGUGAAGGUACCACAGCAAUUUCUCACACCUUUGCUCCUCUCACAUCUUGGAAUGGAUUUUUGUUCUGCUUGCAGUUGGAGUCGCCAUUCCUAUCUAAAAUGCAAAGGUUUUUCUGGAGAACUUCAAGGAAUAUAUGUUGUAUAAAUUAUCAAGCGGGAUCUCUACAAACACAGCGAGGUUAUUGUGCCAAUUCAUCUGCUACCUGGAUGCUUAUCUGAUCUGUAGUUACCACUGGAUAUACCCUAUUUAUUUCUGCAUUUCUGGAAUGGGAUUCUUGAGUCUCACACAAUCCAAGGUGUUUGAAAACCACGUAUGUUUGGAACUUGUGGAUUGCCAGAAGGAAAUCAUUCUUCUUCUUGACCACACGUGGCCUUACUCUUGCUGACAACAGCUUGAGUCUACCAUGGUGUCCUAACUGGAAAAUGACCACUUGGGGUUGUUGUUUUUUAGUUACACAGUAAAUGCAUUAUAUAUUUGAAGCAUAUAGGACUUGAAGAAUGAGGAUGUAAAACUGGAUUGGGAGAAAGCUUUGUGGAGACCAUAGAAAGACCCCCAAAGAGACUUUGCCAUGACUGGCUGCCACUACCCUGCACCAGCUUCUGAGCGGGACCGGAUCUACCAACAUAAAGUCUCUCUGGUGGUCCGCUACUUUAUGAUCCCAUGUAACAUUUGUCUCAUCCUACUUGCUACUUCGACGCUCGGAUUUGCAGUUCUUCUCUUCCUCAAUAACUAUAAACCAGGCAGCCAUUUUCAGAACCCUCAACCCACAUUACAGGAUGCUGCAGUGGAAGGUCCAGUGUGCCGUGGAAUGCUGUGUGGAUUUGGUGCGGUGUGUGAGAAGAGCAGUACCGACCCAUCUCAGGCAACCUGCGUCUGCAAAAAGACUUUCUGCCCAUCAUUGGUAGCCCCCGUCUGUGGGUCUGACUAUUCCACCUACAGCAAUGAGUGUGAACUGGAAAGAGCCCAAUGCAACCAGCAGAGGAGAAUCAAAGUUAUCAGCAAAGGACCUUGUGGUUCCAGGGACCCUUGUUCAUCUGUGUCCUGCAGCUAUGGAAGCACCUGUGUACGCUCAGCAGAUGGGCAGACUGCAAAGUGUGUCUGCCCAACCACCUGCGCUGGUAUACCGGAGAACGUGGUCUGUGGCAGUGAUGGAAAAGAUUACCGUAAUGAGUGUGCCCUGAACAAACAGGCCUGUGACAACCAGGAGAACCUCUACAAGAAGUUUGAGGGGCCAUGUGAUCCUUGUAAAAAUGCCCUAAAUGACAUGAAUCGGGUGUGCAGGGUAAACCCCCGCACACACAAAGUGGAAAUGCUCUCGCGGCCAGAGAACUGUCCAGCCCGACGAGAACCUGUGUGCGCCGAUGACGGAGUGACCUAUGACAAUGACUGCAUCAUGACCAGGAAUGGAAGCAUUCGAGGAAUAGAACUGAUGAAAGUGCGCUCAGGCCAGUGCCAGCCUCAGGAUAAGUGCAAGGAUGAAUGUAAGCACAAUGCUGUGUGCCUUAACCGUCGAGGAGUCACCCGCUGCUCUUGUGACCGCAUUACUUGUGACGGCGCCUACAAGCCUGUCUGCGGGCGGGACAGCCGCACUUAUGCCAAUGACUGCGAGAGGCAAAAAGCUGAGUGCGUCCAGAAAACAGCCAUUCCAAUGAAACACAAAGGUCCAUGUGAUCUUCAUGCUCCCAGUCCUUGCCUGAACGUAGAAUGCAGUUUUGGAGCAGCCUGUGUUGUGAAAAACCUGAAGCCAGUCUGCGAGUGCCAGCAAGUGUGCCAGAGCGUGUAUGACCCUGUCUGUGGCAGCGACUCGCGCACUUAUGGCAAUCCAUGUGAAUUAGAGUCUACGGCUUGUGCCCUCAAGAAGGAGAUCACUAUUAAACACAAGGGGCCCUGUGAUCGCUGCAAAAAAUGUCAGUUCGGAGCCAUGUGUGAGGCUGACACUGGACGCUGCGUGUGCACCACGGAAUGUGUACCCUCUGCUCAACCAGUGUGUGGCACCGAUGGCAACACGUAUGGCAGUGAAUGCGAGCUCCAUGUACGAGCCUGCACGCAGCAAAUCAACCUGCAGGUGGCAGCACAGGGAGACUGCAAGACUUGUGGAAACACCAUCUGUAGCUUUGGUGCAAAGUGUAUAAACAGCCAGUGUGUGUGCCAGCCUUGUGAGCGCCAGCCUUACCUCCCGGUGUGUGGCAGCGAUGGAGUCACUUACGACAACCAGUGUGAACUACAAGCUUCAUCCUGCAAGCAGAAGAAGAAAAUAGAUGUUUCUCGGGCCGGGUCCUGUGAAGAUGAAUGUGGAUCUGGAGUUGCUGGGUCAGGAUCUGGAGAGGACAGCGAAUGUGAACAAGAUCGUUGCAGACGAUAUGGCGGCUCAUGGGAUGAGGAUGCCGAGGACGAUCGCUGUAUCUGUGAUUUUACCUGCCAUGCUGUGCUGAGAAAUCUGGUUUGUGGCUCAGACGGUAUAACUUAUUCUAAUGAUUGUGAAUUAAAGAAAACUCGCUGUGAAAGGCGCCAAGACUUAUACGUAGCUGGGCAAGGUCCCUGCCGAGCUGCCUCCACCAGCGCUCCUCCUGUGGUCCCACACUGCAGUCACACCGUGUAUGGCUGCUGUCCCGACAAUGUCACCGCUGCCCUUGGAGUCGGCCUGGCUGGAUGCCCAAGCAGCUGCCAGUGUAACGUGCACGGCUCCUAUGGGGGCACUUGUGAUCCUACCACCGGCCAGUGCUCCUGUAAACCUGGCGUAGGUGGACUGAAGUGUGACCGCUGCGAGCCUGGCUUCUGGAAUUUCCGAGGGAUUGUCACCGAUAAGAAAAGCGGCUGCACACCAUGUCAUUGCGAUCCAGUUGGAGCUGUACGCGAUGACUGUGAGCAGAUGACAGGUCUUUGCUCAUGUAAGACAGGAAUCUCCGGCUUGAAGUGCAGUCUGUGCCCAGAUGGAGGCAAACCUGGCCUCAACGGCUGCAAGAAAGAUCCAUCAGCUCCUAAAUCUUGCAGAGAUAUUCAAUGCCAAUUUGGGGCAACCUGUGUAGUGGUUGAAGGUACUGCUCAUUGUGAGUGUCCUUCACCCCUGUGCCCAGAAUCUAAUCUAACUAAGGUCUGCGGCUCUGAUGGAGUGACCUAUGGAGACUGGUGUCAGCUGAAAACAAUUGCGUGCAGACAAGGUCGGACUAUUACAGUAAAGCACACAGGACCCUGCCAAGAAACCAUCACUGUUGCUAAUCUUCAAACAUUGGCCCCUACGGUGACCCCAACACCACCUAUUGGCCGAUCACUUCCUACACCAACAACAAGAGGUGGACGUCCCGGCCAAAAAAAGGACUCACAUGCCUUAGUUUUAGAGACUGAAAGCCCUCGCCAACGUUACACCAGCACUCACAGGCCAGUGACACAGACACAUGUUGUCCGCACCUCAACUGUACGACCCGCAGUAACUGUACCCACUAGACGCCCCACUACAACUCAAGCAUACGACGAAUCUGGAAGUGGCAGUGGGUUCGAAGACUUGGAAUCAAGUGGAGAUCAGGAAAUAAGCGGAAAUGAACCUUCAAAGGAUGGAUUUGAUGGAGGAGAUGAGCAGCAAGAAGAAAGUGAAGAGAGAAAAGACUUUGAUACUACCCCCGUCAUGGAAAGGGCCAGCUGCUACAAUACACCUCUAGGAUGUUGUUCAGAUGGGAAGACACCAGCUAUUGAUACAGAUGGCACAAACUGUCCAAAAACAAAAACUUUUGAAGGCGUUCUCAUCGUUGAGGAGCUGGAGGGUCAAGAGGUCUUCUACACCCCAGAGAUGUCAGAUUACAAGUCAGAGCUAUUUGGCGAGACAGCCAGGAGCAUUGAAAAUGCAUUGGAUAAUCUUCUCAGAAAUUCAGAGGUGAAGAGGGACUUCAGAAGUAUACGUGUGCGGGACCUGGGACCAAGCAACUCUAUCAGGGCCAUAGUGGAGGUGCAUUUCGAUCCAGCAUCAAGCCUAACUGCCUUUGAUGUGCAGAAAGCAUUAUUGGCAAGACUCAAGAGCACUAAGAAGAAGGCAAUCACUGUAAAGAAGCCAGUUCAGGACAACGUGAAGUUCUUGGACUUUGGUGAGAUCCCUGACUGGGUUCCCGCUAUGGUUACAACUACUACAACAACAGCAGCAACUACCAGCACUAUGGCCACUACCAGCAUUGUAACAACCAAUAUGCCAGUUCUAGCUACCACAAACACGGCCACUUCCACACCUAGAAGAACUACAACUGUGAAGACCACUCCAGUGCCGCUUCUCCAACACCCAGCCACUACAGUGAGAAUGACUACAAGAAGACCAGCUACUACCACCAAGAGGCCAAUGACCACUGCCCCUGCUCAACCAAGACGAAAACCAUCCCGUGGCCCUGCCCCUGCCAAAAAAACAGCACGUCCAUGCGAUUCACAUCCAUGCAUGCAUGGUGGUACCUGCGAAGAUGAUGGAAAAGAGUUUACAUGUAGCUGCCCAGCAGGAAAGGGUGGAGCUGUCUGUGAAAAAAAUAUUCAUUAUUUCAUCCCUGGAUUUGGAGGCAAGUCUUACCUGGCCUUUAAGAUGAUGAAGGCCUACCACACUGUACGCAUAGCCAUGGAGUUCCGCUCCUCUGAGCAGAACGGUCUUCUCCUGUACAAUGGUCAAAUCCGAGGAAAGGAUUUCAUCUCUUUGGCUGUCGUGAAUGGAUUUGUGGAGCUCAGGUUUAAUACUGGUUCUGGAACCGGAAUUAUCACCAGUAAAGUGCCGGUGGAACCUGGAAAAUGGCACCAGCUUGUGGUAAAUCGUAACCGCCGUAGUGGUAUGCUGUCAGUGGAUGGAGAAGCACAUGUGAAUGGAGAGAGUCCAUCGGGUACAGAUGGCCUGAACCUAGACACAGACCUGUUCAUAGGAGGAGCUCCCGAAGACCAGAUAAAUGUGGUGACGGAACGGACUUCUGUUUCGACUGGUCUCAAAGGUUGCAUCCGAAUUUUAGAUGUGAAUAAUCAAGUGUACACCUUACAGGAAGAUGGAGCAGAUGUCUUGUAUGGAAGUGGUGUGGGUGAAUGUGGAAACAACCCAUGUCAACCCAACCCUUGUCACAAUGGGGCUGUGUGCCAAGUAAAAGAAGCAGGGAUGUUCCAUUGUCAGUGCCUACAUGGCUAUACAGGACCCACAUGUGCAGAUGAACGAAACCCAUGUGACCCAAACCCCUGUCAUGUGUCAGCAAUUUGUCUGGUGCUGCCAGAAGGUGGCGCCAAGUGUGAAUGUCCAAUGGGCAGAGAGGGAGAAUUCUGUGAAAAGGUCAGCGACCAGGAUCUAAAUUUGCCUUUCCUACCUCAUUUUAAUGGCUUCUCCUAUUUGGAAUUGAAGGGACUCCAGACGUUUGCCACUGAUAUAACUGACAAAAUUGCCAUGGAAGUCGUCUUCCUUGCCAGCAACCCCAAUGGACUCCUCUUUUACAAUGGGCAGAAAACAGAUGGCAAAGGCGACUUUGUAUCUCUGGCCUUACAUGAUGGACAUCUGGAAUACCGAUAUGAUCUUGGAAAAGGAGCGGCUGUCAUUAAGAGCAAAGAAAAAGUUCCCCUCAACACCUGGAUUAGCGUUACCCUGGAGCGCAGCGGCAGGAAGGGCUUGAUGCGUAUCAAUAACAAGGAGCAGGUCACAGGGGAGUCACCGAAAUCCCGUAAGGCACCGCACACUGCUCUCAACCUGAAAGAGUCCCUGUAUGUGGGAGGAUCACCAGACUUUAGCAGAUUGGCUCGGGCUGCAGCCAUAUCUACCAGCUUUGAAGGGGCCAUCCAGAAGAUUUCCAUUAAGGGUCUUCCUGUACUGAGGGAGGAGAAUAUUCGCAAUGCCAUUGAAAUCUCUCCAUACCGUGAUCACCCCUGCACCCAGAAACCAAACCCUUGCCAGAAUGGAGGACUUUGCUCACCCCAGAAAGAGAGCUUUGAGUGCAUCUGCCAAAGAGGAUUCUCGGGGGGCCAUUGUGAGAAAGUUACCAUUGAAAAGGCAGCAGGAGACUCUGAAGCUGUGUCCUUUGACGGAAAGACUUACCUAGAAUAUCACAAUGCAGUCACCAAAAGCCACCUGACUAAUGAGAUACCUGAUCUUGGCCCCGUGGACAAUCCAGAUGACCCCAGUGAGAAAGCCCUCCUAACCAACCAGUUUGAGUUAAGUAUCAAGACUGAAGCUACUCAGGGUCUCAUUCUGUGGAGUGGAAAGGGAACCGAACGCUCAGACUACAUUGCUCUUGCUGUGGUAGGAGGUUACGUUCAGAUGACCUAUGAUCUUGGAUCCAAACCUGUUGUCCUUCGUUCUACAAUACCAGUCAACACCAACCAAUGGAUUCGCAUAAAGGCACUGAGAAAUAACAGGGAUGGCAUCCUACAAGUUGGCAAUGAGGCUCCAGUCUUUGCCUCAUCUCCACUCGGGGCAAAACAACUGGAUACUGAUGGUGCCCUCUGGCUGGGUGGAAUAGAGAAACUAAGCGUCUCCUACAAGUUGCCGAAAGCAUACAGCACCGGCUUCAUCGGUUGCAUGAAGGACGUUCUUAUUGACCAGCAAGAGCUGCACCUGGUGGAGGAUGCACUGAAUAAUCCCCCAAUAUUAUACUGCUCAGCCAAAUAAUCCGAGACCAACUUAUCUUCCUCCUUUCUGGCCGGCCCCCUUUCCCUCCUCUCCCCGCCAUCCACUGCUGUAAUUAUUUUCUAUUUUUGUAAACUUAUUGCUUUUUAUAUUUUGUGUGUGGGGGGAGGAAGGAGAAGGCAAUGUCUGUAUAUGUGUGGACGUGUGUGACUUCAGAUAAUGCAACCAGACCAAAAUCCCCAUGGGGUGGGCACAAUUUUGUCUAACAGAGUACGCAGGUAAUAUGUGAGGACUGUGCACCUCACAAGGGCCUUAUUUAAGUCAAAUCAGGGAUUACUGGGGGAGAUGAAGCAGAAUUUUGUAUUGAAGUGCUAAUUCAUGAGGGGGGGGGGUUGGUUGCAUUUGUCUUUCCAUUGACCCACCCUGAUGGUUGCAGUGUUGUUGCCUUGGUGUGUAUGAGUGCAUGCGUCUUGACCCCUUCUUGCCAUGUGUGGUGCUUAGGCCGUACACUCUCAUUGUGGGAGAUACCUGUGUUAUGAAUUUUGAUGGAUGACCCUGCUGCUGACUGCCUUGCAUGCCUGAGACAUGAUCUUAAGGAAAAAUGAGGAAGUUAGGGGUCUCUGGUGUAAAAAUGUGGCCUUCUUGUACAUGAUCUUCUGUUUUGCAAGGUCUGAAUGAUUCCUAAACCCCCUACCCGUCAACUCCCCAUAUCGCAUCCAUAAAACGUUCCACCUAGGGAUCUCCAUUAUAGAACUUUCCAGUCUUACAUUCCUUGGUUUUUAUUUUGUGGUUCUGACUGUGAGGUGAUAUUCAAGUUAUUUUUGUCACUGCAGAACGAGAGGGGAGGAAGGUGGAGAAAACUAUUUUAUGUCCUCCAAUUCCAUUUGUACAUUCGACCUGGAAGGUGGUUGUUGGUUUAUUUGGUCCAGUGAAGUCGUUGAGUAAUUUCCUUGGCUUAUCCAGUGUUAUAAUGCUAAGGAAAGGCAUAAUCCCUUCUAGGACAGGGUGUUUAUAAAAAUGCUGGAUGAGUUUUUUUUGGAGAUUUUUUUUCAUAACUUUUAUUCAUUUUUUUAGUUGUUUAUGAAUUUUUACUUACCAUGCUUUUGUUCUGGCAACAUUUGUUUAACCCUUACUCUUAACCAAUUACAUCAAGCAGUUUGGGAGGGUUGUAAAUAGGUCUAAUUUAGGGCAAUAAUUAACAACAAAACCCAAUUAGAUCCCAUUUAAUCAGGGAUAUAAUUUGUUUUGAUAAGCCGGGACUGGUGGCCUAGUGGCACAUUUUUUGGUCUUUCAUCUGGAAGGUGUAGAGUUUGACACCUUGAAUACGUAUCGGAUGUUAAUUGCACAUUUCACAUCAUAUGAACUGUACAUAAAGUAACAUAUCUACAUUAGGUUUCCUCAUGGCAUAUGCAUUAUGUGGGAUGUCAAAAAGUAGAUUUUUACGAAAAGCAACUGGACCAAUGAUUUCACUUUAACUUCCAAACAUAGUUGACCAAGAAUACUAGCUGAGCUUCACUGUCAUCCAUUGACUAAGAAGUCCCAUUCUUGUCUAUCAGGUAAUAGAUACAGUCCCUUUCCUUGUUGCUGCUCUCCUCCCUAGUGAUGGGAAUGCCUUUGUUUCCUUCCUAAAUGAUAGCAAUAAUGAUCUAUAAAGAAAUAAUUGUCUUAGAGAGUCUUUGAUAAUGGCUCAUAAGCCACUUAUGAUACCAUAAAUAUGUUAUAGAAGAAAGGCUUCCAAAAUAUGGAAGUGAGCCAUUAGGUUUUGUUUUAUUUUAACAUUGUACGUCUCAUGAAUCAUGUGACCCAUAAAAAAAAGGGUUAAACAAAUGUAAAACUUACUUUUAGCUUCCAGGAGGAUUAUCCAUGUGGUGUUCUCCUACGUAGAAUAUCAUGUCUGGACAGUUAUUGGGGUGUACUAAUGUAUAAAACCUAUGUAGGUGUAACACAAGCUCAUCUCACAUCAUGUAGACUCGUGUGCAGUCCCGCUCACUGCUGCCGGUCUCCGUGUAUGUGAAAUGGGAAGAUGACACUGUAUUCAAUACCAUGGAUGUACUUCUAUAGAUACAACCUUUUUAACUCUUUUUUGGUUGAGAAACUUAUGAGGGUUAGGUUGAUGAGAUCUUAAUCUUGUGAGUGUCUGAUGUGUGCGCCUGAUCCUUCUCCCUGGCUUGUCUGUAAUUCUACCAUGUUCUAGUCUCAGAUAUAUACAUACCGGUAUUUAUAUGCAGUAAAUUCCUCUUGUAUGCACAACACGUAAACUUUAUUUUUUGAAGAACAGAAGUCAUGUGCCAUUUUCGCGGCAUCAAUACGUCUUGAUGUUUCUGCUCUUUGGAUAUAUUUUUACAACUGUGAGACACUAUUUGUGGAAUAUGGAAGGGCUGCAAUGGUCUAUCACAGUUUGAUCUCUUAAGGAGAAGAAUAUUCCUGAUAUAAACCAUGAUCCAGAUUAGUCCUAGAUUGCAGCAGAUGGUUAUCUCCACCAAGCAUGGUAGUAGACAGUGGCUUUACAGAGUACUUUUCCUUCUCAAAUUGCAUACAGUUUUUUUUCCUCCCAUUGGUGCUAUUCAUGUACAUAAAACAGAGACCAAAAGUAUUCACAAAAGAUUUUCAACAUGGAGGUAUGGAGGGCAUUAUAGUAAGGACCAUAUGCCAACCUCUGCUGACUGCACAUGUGCAUACAAGUGGAAUUGAUUGUGUAUGGAGCUUGUUUCUUGUGUCCAGAUGAGGACAGUUCACUUUACCUUAGGGAGAGAGGGGCGGGAGGGGUAAGCUAUGUAUUACCAAGGGCUUGUUGUACUCGAUCUAACAUGUGCCAGAGAUCAAAUGUAGGGCACAACACAACUGUGUGUCUGUUUAGUAAUCACAGAAUACGCCCUUUGAUGAUACUAGUUAGACAUAGUUUUAGUCUUUCAGAUGGUCAUGCGGUAGUCGCUCCAGAGUUUUUUGAGACCAAGCUCUCAGAUGUUAACAUAUUCAACCAUUUUUAUGCCGUACUUUACACGUCUUGUUUGCAGUGACCUUGUUCUAUAGGUUACAGGGCAGUUUUUUGUUGCACUUCAUUACAAUAAAGAACUAUCUGUGGUCUUAAAAAUAUCUCAGUCAAAAUACAAUUUUAUAAAGAUUGGUGGAGAACAUUGUAAAAACGGGAUUGUGCCACCACAAGUUCUUUGCCGACUGCAAUGGAAAAUGGACUCCUGAAUGCCAUGGAAGAAUGGUGGCCAACCUAAAAGACAGCCAGUGGUCAAUGGAGGGACAUAUGACUAAGAGAAGAGCCAAGAGCUUUACGUUGACCACUAGAGCUGCAGAAGAUAUGAUGAAACAAGCCCAUCCUCUGUUCUAUACAGCCAUACACACGACCAUUCACCAUCUUACCAGGCAUAAUUGACUUUGUGUGCACUUACAUUUCAGUUAGUUUUACUUUUCCUAGUUUACUAGCAUUUAUAUCCAUACUGUACAAAUUGAUUUUUUUUUUUUAAUUUAUGUCUGUCAAUACAUCACAAUUCUAGGGUAGUAAAUCCGCUGUGAUCUGCUGUAGGAGUCUUGGAGGACUGUGCACAGUAUACAGUACAGCAUGUUAUAACCAUUACUAACUUUAUUACUUGUCUUUUGUCCAAUCACCAUAAAAUAAAAUCUGAAAACUA